Schistosoma guineensis is the source of this 5576-nucleotide messenger RNA. The record is from the annotation of a GenBank genome assembly. Lineage: Eukaryota; Metazoa; Platyhelminthes; Trematoda; Strigeidida; Schistosomatidae.
GAAAAUAUGUGACCUUACUGAAUGGGCGGUAGUUCGAAUGAACAACGUUUAUUUCGGUAACGCUGGUAAAUCCUGGCAUUCGUGCUUAGAGAAGUGUGAAGAAAAUCACGUCUACCAGUAGUUAAUGGAAUCUUUUGUAGCUACAUCUUUCGGCUUCGAGCAGUACCUUCGCUUGUCACACUCUCAAAUUAAGGCCAUCCGACAAGCAUUUUAUAAUGCUGCUGCUUUUAUAAUUCUUUCUUUAAUAUGCGUUGCCAUUCUGGCAGUUUAUUAUACGCUCCAGGUUUUUGUCAGACCUCUUUUGUGGGCCGUUUUGUGCGGGACUGUGUUAUAUCCAUUUAAAAAUUCGUUAACUGAUGUUAUUCGUGGAUGGGUUAGGCGUGUUGAUGCAGAAGAUCAGUUGCUUUUAGUAGAGACUGUUGUUGUACCGUUCCGAGUUUCUAAUGCUCUCUAUUCCAUUUUAAUCAAGAAAAUGUCUGAUCACUGGAGUUUGCUUAAGACAUCUCUGUUUCUUCUCCUCGCUUUCAACAUUUCUUCCUACUUUGAUUUUUUCUGGCUCCCUGGAUUAUCUAUAAGUAUCUCUUACUUCUUAAUAUCAUUCGUUGAUUGCGUCUUAGAGUUUACAUCGUUCAAAUUGGUUAUUACUCUAGGUAUUAUCUACGGCAUGAUUGCUUUAUUAAAACCAUCCAAUUUCCACUUCGUGUACAGUGUGUCACACUUUUUCUGGCUUUCAUUGCUGUUGUGGUGUACAUCGUUUGGUGGGGUUCUAAGGAUACCCGUAUUUUUAUUUUCUGUUGCAGUCUUGAUAGUUGGCUACUGGGGUUUCACUGAAGAAGCUGAUGGCAGUUGUCAAGAACGGUGGGCUUCUUGCCAUACUGUUACUGCUUUAGAUGGGGGAUCUCCCGAGUUAAUUAGGAGUGCAGUUUCCUGUGACACACUGGCAGAAGUUAGUACGGAAUUCAGUAAGCCUUUCGAGGGUUCUACUCAAAUACACCAAAGUCAGACAAAAAAGGAAGAACAACAGCGUCAAACUGGUCUUCCUCUAAGAUGGUCGCAGUUUCUGAGGCAAGCUUUCCUUCCAGUACAGACAGGAUCGUCCUAUGGAUUUGAUCCAGUUAGUGAGCUCCGAGCUUUCAUGUCUGAACAGUUGUGUUUAUCUUCCGCAAAAUCAUGGAGUGCAAUAUUGGAAGGAAAAGGGUUUCGUGCGAGAGGUAGUUCACUUCCUAGAUCGGGAAACAUUUUUGACGCAGCUUGUACAAACGAUACUUGUUAUCCUGACAGUUCAUUUGUCAAUCGCUGUUUUCUUGCAUUAUUAUGGGCUCAUUUUCUCGUCGCUAUUUGGCUUUAUCAAUGGCCAUUAUAUUUGAUUUGUUUUAUCUUAAUUUUCUUUGGGAUUUUUCGUCUAUCACUUUGUUUAAAAUUACAAGAACUAUCACAUUGGGUUCUUUAUAAACUGAACAGUCUAUUACAGACCAUUACUCCGAAUUUGACUAUGGAACAAAGAAAAGCUUAUUUAAAGUCGGUCGUCCCUAGGCCUGUGCACGGAUUGCUUACAUUAUUGGGAUAUUGCGAUAGAAAACUUUGUCGUUACUUGGACUCAUGGGUAGACAGUGUAGUCAGCCUUUUUAUUCUUGUCUUCUUUAUUUUCACUUUUUGUCUGCUGACAAUGUUUUUAUCAUUUCAGAUUCACAAUGAAAGUAUUCAUUUGGUAUCGCUAACAAGUGAUUUUAUCAAUAAAGCGUUGAACAGUGAAGCAUAUAGUUGGCUUCCUAGAAGGGAACAAGUUGAUGGGAUGUUUAAUGUUUUAGUUACAAAUGCUUAUCAGGCUGGACGAAGUUGGAUAUCCGAUAAGAUCAAUGAACUUUUCGAAGCAGAUCCGAAUUCAAAGGCAAUAUUAAAAGAACAACUUUUAUAUUUGUGGGAGAAUAUUUAUAAUUCUUUUAUCAAUCAGUCAAUGAACACUACAUUGAUGACUAAUCAAUCAGUCAUUAAUAAUCAAACUUUACCGUUCUUGUUGCAUAAUCAUAUAAAUUCCAAUGCAAUUACUCCACGUGGGGUUGGAAGAGUUUCAUUAAAUCGAUUUUUUAUCAAUACUACUCGGAUAUUUAAUCGCCACGCUUUAAGUUCAUUGUUUGUGAUUUUCAAACAGAACUUGGGCACAUUUGCAACUAUCACAGAAUCAGUAUGGGGUUUGAUGCGUAGUAAUGUGAAUUUAAUUGCUCAGUUAAUAACAACUUUAUUUUCAUUGAUAAUGAGUGGUGGGCAUGUGGCAAUGAAUUUUAUGAUUGCUUUUCUCAUUUUUUUAACAGUUCUUUAUUAUGUAUUAGCUGCGAGUGGAUCGUGUUAUCUCCCUGUUGCUUUCAUUUCUUCAUUAACACCAACUUUUUCUGGAACUAAUUCAUUAAUUACGCAUUUAUAUUCAACUGUGGAAUCAGCUAUUAGUGGAGUAUUUGUUGCAACAUUAAAAUUGGCUUUAUUUUAUGGUUUAUAUACAUCACUUACUCAUAUUAUAUUUGGAUUAGAUCUUGUAAUAAUUCCAUCUGUAUUUGCUGCUAUAUUAGGCGCUGUCCCAAUUAUAGGCACAUAUUGGGCUGUUCUACCGGGUGCAAUUGAGAUUAUUAUAAUUCGUCAGUCAUUAUCUCAAGCUGGUCUUCUCAUACUUUUCCAUUUGUUGCCAACAUAUGUCGUUGAUAUUUCAGUUUAUAGAGAAAUUAAAGGAGCGGGUCAUCCUUAUUUUACCGGUUUGGCGAUUGCUGGUGGAAUAUACUGUCAAGGUCCUGAAGGUGCCAUAAUUGGUCCUAUUCUACUAUGUUGUUUUUUGGUUGGGAUAAAUAUGUUUCGAUGGGCGAUGGAUUCUAGUAAAAAAGCGUUAGCUGCUGAUCAAUGUGAAUAUAACUCUCACUACUCGCCUCCUACUUCGCCAACUACAGUGCAUACUUAUAAAGCUUGUAAUUCAUCAGUCAUGUCCGAUCGUUUCCACGACGCAAACUCAUUUAGCAAGUAUUCCAACCCAUCUACAAAGUUUCGUAGACCAAUCUUCAAACGAAGACCAAAAUACCGAUUUAAUAAACAUUCAUUUUCUAUGCCAGACAUUUCGGACGUAUCUGACGAAUCAUUUCAAACUCCACAAAUUAAACCUCACACAACAAAGUUGAAUUCACCUGUAUCAAGUAUACAUUUUGCUGCACAUUCAUCAACUCCUGCACAUACAUAUAUACCUUGAUUUAAAUAACUAAUUCACUGAUCAAACCAAAACAUUCGUUUGUUCGUCUUGUCAGAAGAAAGAAAACGUCUGUGUGUGUAUGUGUUGAAUUCCUUCUCAACAUUUCUUGAGGUCUAUUUACACUUAUAUUUAUACAUAAGAAACAAAUGCAACGGAGAUGAUCGAUAAUGUUUUAACACUGAUUUGGUCUUCUCUGUCAGUUCAUUUUCUCCAGUGAUUAUUCAUCUCAUUGACUGUCAUUUUCCCUCAUCUUGACGUUGUUCAAGGAACACUCAUGAUAUAUAUAUAUAUGCAUUUUCUGGUCUGAACUUCGUUUCGUUUAUUGGAAGAAAACCGAUAAACAUUUCGAGGUAUCAGUUUUCAUAUUACUUAGAUCCUGACAUUCGUUUUUUUCUCAUUUUCAGAUUAAAUACAUACUAUAAGAAUAAAGAAUAUAGAGAUUUUAUUGCAAAUAAAUUAUUUUUUUCGCUGUUCUAUGUAUCUCAUUAAAGUUAACUGUUAUUUCUACUUUUUCAUUCACUUAAAAAAAUUAUAUAAACUAAGAGAUACCAUAAUGAUAACGCUUUAUAUUACAUAUUAUAUGUUAUGACUUAUUUUAUUGGAGGUAUAGAUUAUAAUAUUUUCAGUUUACUUAGUUGCUUAUGUGCGUAACUUUUAUAGCAUUGUAAAAUUGAAUCUAAGAUAUACACAAGUGUUGCGUGAAUAAUAUUGUGUUAUCAUUUGAACUAAUUAAAUUUUAACUUAAACAAAUUAUAAACACAAUGCAUUGUUUAAGUCUACAAACAUCCAUACUUCUAUUCAAAGAAUUGUUUGGGUCUUUAUUAUCGUAUAAAAGAAUUGUAGAUUAUUGUCUCAACUAUGGUUAAACCAGUUAAAGUAACUAUUGGUCGAUUGUACAUUCUUAACUGGAUCAAAAUAUGAUUAUACAAAGAAUAUCGAAUUAUUAUACAGUAAAUGUCUUGGACUGUUCCAUCAAUGGUCAAUUUAAAGGAAGAAAGUAUUGUGAAUAUCACUGAGGUGUAUUCUUUAAUGAUCUUCGGUUAAGCGCAAAGAUUGUUAAAAAAAAAGGAAGCUUUUUAUUUCCAAGAACUGAUCAUUGCGUACUUCUGGAGUUCUAUAAAUUUGCAUUUUAUGUAUUUGUUGUUUGGAAUCGGAUGAAAAUUACAAAUUCACAAUUAAAAUAAUCUAUUGUGUCAGUGAAUAAGAAAAAUAGAAUUCAGCGAAGAAAAUUUUCUUUUCGACGAAAUCAUUUACUUAAGCUGUUCAUUCGUAUUUAUAUUUAUAUGUCUAUAGAAGGAUAGAAAAGAUUGCAUCAUAAAUUGAUUCGAGACUGUUAUUAUCAAAUGAGGUUACACAAUAAUCAAGGGGUAAGGAAGGAAUAUAAGGAUGAAAAUAAUUUAUAGGUCAGAUAAUUGUCCCAUUGACAGAUAAGAAGAAAAACGACAAACAUGUGCCUGGUCUUACGUUGUAGCUGACUGACUGACUUGUUAUCACUUAAUGAUGUGUAUUUAAUGACAAUAAUAAUGGUAAUAAUAAUAUUCACCUUAUGCAGUAACGUAUAUUUAAUGACUGUAGUAAGAAAUUCUCAGCAGAACAUGUGCGAUUUUCAAAAUUUACAUUUAACUUGUCUUUAUGUAAAGGUAUGUAUAAGUAAACUAUUUUUAACAAUGGUUACUCGUCAUUCAUCUUCAUCAGUUAGCUUUUUACACCAAUUCCGCAAGUACAGCAUUUUGUUUCAAAUGAUAUUUCUGAUGAAUGAAUCUCAAAAGCCUUUUUCGCCAAACAAUAGCGAAGAGUGAAUAUAUGUAUCAAACUCGUUUGUCUUUCCUCCUGAAUGUUUUUACUAUUAAGCAUUGCAAAAUAUCAACUUUUUACAUAAGUCGAUGAGUACACUAUCCGAUGUACAAACAUAAACACUUAAUUAAAAACAAAUCAAAACAGGAAGCUGCAUUUCAAUGCUUGUGUUGUUAGUUUAAGGGUCGUUAUAUAUUGCAUGAUUUCAAGCUUGGAUGAGCUGGAUAAGUAUAUCGAAACCAGUCUGUAGCCAUUACUAUUGUUACACACGUGAUUUAUUAUAACUUUUGAAUGGAUGCAUUAUUCUAAUCUUUCCAAUUAUUCUGUCAUUCAUAUUAUGUUUUUGUCAAUUACAUGUAGCCCUGACUGUGUUUUAUACGUGCAUGUAUGAUAGCACGUUUGCGUCUAUCCAUCAGUAAUUUUAAAUAGCAUAAAAACGGAAUCACAUUAUUCUAAGUCAUAUUACGGAGCUCCGAUACUUAAUACAAUUGCUCCACAAUGUUUUGCUUGUCGCCUGUUUAACAUUAUGUACAAAAUAUACGUAUUCUAAAUACAUUUG